Rhincodon typus (whale shark) is the source of this 3185-nucleotide messenger RNA. It is a transcript of the gene pls3, whose product is annotated as plastin 3 (T isoform). The transcript has 16 exons. Gene Ontology annotation, molecular function: actin filament binding; calcium ion binding. Bases 171 to 2057 code for a protein of 628 amino acids. Gene Ontology annotation, biological process: actin filament network formation; actin filament bundle assembly. The record is from RefSeq and is a predicted model, not a curated record. Gene Ontology annotation, cellular component: actin filament; cytoplasm; actin filament bundle. NCBI's taxonomy places the organism in Eukaryota, Metazoa, Chordata, Chondrichthyes, Orectolobiformes, Rhincodontidae.
UCCCUGCCUGCCCUAGCACUCGCCCUGGGGAGAGGUGGGCUCUGGGCGCUGCGCUGUGCUGUGUCUGUAGCUCUAACACUGCUGCCUGGCACGGCUCAAAUACAGGGAACUGCCUCUCAGGUCUUUUUAAAUCCAUACCUUGAGAUUGGAUUAUAUAGCUGGCAAAGAAAAUGGACACCGUAACACACAUUGCCAAGGAUGAACUGGAAGAGCUCCACGAGGCUUUUAAAAAAGUUGAUCUCAACAGCAAUGGCUACAUUAAUGACUCUGAGCUCCAUGAUCUUUUCCGUGAAGCCAAUGUUUCAUUGCCUGGCUUCAAAAUACGAGAAAUCGUUGAAAACCUCAUGAUCGAGGGGGACAAAAACAAAGACCGCAGGAUCAGCUUUGAUGAGUUUGUUUCAAUUGUUCAAGAUUUGAAAAAUAGCCAUGUUGCUAAAACGUUCAGAAUGGCCAUCAACAGGAGAGAGGGAAUCUGUGCCAUUGGUGGAACGUCUGUUCAGUCCAGUGAAGGAACCCAACAUUCUUAUUCAGAGGAAGAAAAGUAUGCAUUUGUUAACUGGAUAAACAAAGCCUUGGAGAGCGAUCCUGAUUGCAAGAGUGUGCUACCUAUGGAUCCCAAUACAGAUGCUUUGUUUAAAGCUGUUGAUAAUGGCAUUGUACUGUGCAAAAUGAUUAACCUCUCUGUGCCAGAUACAAUUGAUGAAAGAACAAUCAACAAGAAAAAGCUCACAGCAUUUACUAUUCAGGAAAACCUGAAUCUUGCUCUGAACUCUGCUUCUGCCAUUGGUUGUCAUGUUGUCAAUAUUGGCGCACAAGACUUGAGAGAAGGAAAGCCCCAUUUAGUCUUGGGACUUCUGUGGCAGAUCAUCAAGAUUGGGCUGUUUGCUGACAUCGAACUCAGUAAAAAUGAAGCCCUGGUUGCUUUGCUUCGUGAUGGAGAGAGCCUGGAGGAUCUGAUGAAGUUAUCUCCAGAGGAGCUGCUGUUACGGUGGGCGAAUUACCAUUUGGAGAAUGCGGGCUGCCAGAAAAUCAGCAAUUUCCACUCUGAUAUUAAGGAUUCAAGGGCUUACUUCCACCUUUUGAAUCAGAUUUCACCAAAAGGCAAUAAAGAAGGUGAACCACGUAUUGACAUCAACAUGUGGGGCUUGAAUGAGAAGGAUGACCUGAAACGAGCUGAGUACAUGUUGCAGGAGGCAGACAAACUGGGCUGCAGACAGUUUGUCACCCCAGGAGAUGUUGUCCAAGGAAACCCUAAACUGAACUUGGCUUUUGUUGCCAACCUGUUCAAUAAAUAUCCAGCCCUUCAGAAGCCUGAAAAUCAAGACAUUGAUUGGAGUCUACUGGAAGGUGAAACUCGUGAAGAAAGAACCUUCCGCAACUGGAUGAAUUCACAAGGUGUAAAUCCAGCAGUUAACCAUCUUUACAGUGACUUAGUAGAUGCCCUGGUGAUAUUACAGCUGUAUGAAAAAAUCAAGGUCCCAGUUGACUGGAACAAAGUGAACAAGCCACCAUAUCCCAAACUUGGUGCGAAUAUGAAAAAGCUGGAAAACUGCAAUUAUGCAGUUGACUUGGGAAGGAAUCCAGCGAAGUUUUCUCUUGUGGGAAUUGCUGGAAAGGAUCUGAAUGAUGGAAACUCGACACUAACUUUAGCCUUGGUCUGGCAAUUGAUGAGAAGGUAUACGUUGAAUGUUCUUGAAGAACUGGGUGAUGGUCAGAAAGUCAAUGAUGAUAUAAUUGUCAACUGGGUGAAUAAGACACUAAAAGAGGCGGGCAAGAAAACUACCAUUCAGAGUUUCAAGGACAAGAAUUUAAGCUCAAGUUUGCCUGUACUGGAUUUGAUUGAUGCCAUUCAACCAAAUUCUAUUAACUAUGAUCUGGUGAAGACUGGAGUCCUUUCUGAUGAGGACAAGCAAGAAAAUGCAAAAUAUGCUGUAUCAAUGGCCAGAAAAAUUGGAGCUCGUGUAUACGCCCUUCCAGAGGACCUGGUUGAAGUGAAGUCUAAGAUGGUUAUGACUGUUUUCGCCUGUCUGAUGGGCAGAGGAAUGAAGAGGGUGUAAAACAAAAAAAAAAAAAAAAAAAAAAAUGAAUUACAAAGACAAAUGUCACCACAUGCAAGUGAUUGGCCUUUCAGAUAUUUCCAGGUUGAAAUAUGCUGCUGGCAGAACUAAGUUUGUAUUUCUAUUUUCCAAGACUGCUUGGGGAGGAGAGAAUUGCAUAUAUUGCUUUCCCUGAAGUGGUAAUCCAAUAAUUUAGCAAGGUACACAAUGAAAUGCAUUCAUAUAUAAAUACAGAAGAUGCUGACCUGCUGCAUUAUACGACCAUCAUCCUGUUAUCUUGCUCACUUAGAAUAUUGGUCACCGAUAUUGUGGUUGGACAUUGACUGUGCUGGGUUUCUUUUUAAAAGUUGCUUCAAGGCAUUUUGGGAAUCAAUGCUUAUUGGGUGGUGUUAAAUUUUUGAAUGAAAUCUAAAGCUCUCACCUUUCACAGAGAUUGACAAUCACUAUCCUUUGUUACAUUCCACAAAAUUAUAUUGUUAUUUUCUCUCCAUGCUGUAUAUAUACACUGUGAUUUAGCCCAAAACUGCUACUUCUCAAUGUUUCAACACAGUUUGUGGGAAAGAUUUGCUGAUUUUAAGCUUUCUGCUGAAGGCUCCAAGACCAAAAACAUUCACUUUUUUGUUCUGUUUUUUUUUUCUGCUUUACUGAUGACAGACAGACAUAUGUAGCUGAAGCAUUUUCUGUGUAUUUUAAUUUUUGGUUAAGGCUACAUAGCCCACCGGUCUCCAUUCCAGGUAUAGGCUUCAGUGCAUUCCAUGGCCAAAGUAAUAAUGAAUCGUUUUACUACAUAUCUUUUAUCUUUUAAAAUUUGCUUUUAAGAAGAAAAGGUAGCAUCAGAGAUCAAUACAUUUUAUUUAAAAAUAUUAUGCAAUCAUUUUAUGCCAUGAAGUGCCAAAGUUCUUUUUGUUUAGAGAACUACUUCUUCAGUUUGGGAAAGUAGGACUUUUGCAGUUCGUUGAGUAAUUACAGGGUUCCCAGAGUGGAAAAUCCUGAGAUCUCGGGUGUGUUUUGAAGUCCUGGAAUUUGGUGUUUGCUAAUCUAAAUUUUUAACAGCUCGGUAAAGCUUUCAUUAAUAUAGUAUGGGCAUGGUGGCAAGAAGUGGAUGAAAAUAAAAGUUUUGAUAUCUAC